UUGGCGGCGUAGAUUAGCAUAAUCAUUUCAGUUAUGUAAAUGAUAUAUACUAAGUGUUCAUCAUCAGAAGCUGUACUUGAUGUAUUGGUAGUAAAUUGGUAGUGUUAUAUACUUGGAAAGAGUUUCUUUAACGUGCUCUGGAGUUGAAAAUUUUUGUCUGAAAGAUGUUGGCUGUUUUUGAAAAAUCUAUUGGGAAACCUCCUGAAGAACUAAGCAUUCCUUUGAUUCGUUCUGCAUCUCCAUCAUCGUCAUGCAAGUGUCGCAGGGAAAUUGCAGAAGUUUUUCGAUCAUUGCAUCCAGAUUCAUCAAUUUAUAACCUUGCCAAUGGAAAUAUUAUGGCUUUAUCCCAUGAUGGUGAAAAUCUUCUGCAGCCAAGGUCAAUUGUUGUCAUGGAUGAUGUGUUCUGCAUUUUCGUCGGCAAUUUAGCGAACAUUUGUGAACUUAAACGGCAUUACGGCCUUUCUCUACAUACAAAUGAGCCACUGCUAAUUAUAGAAGUCUACAAAGUUCUUCGAGACCGCGCACCAUAUCCUCCUGAUCAAGUCAUCAGAGAUCUUAUUGGUACGUUUGCCUUCGUUCUAUAUGACGCCAAAUAUAAGAACCUUUUCGCUGCUCGGGACCGUGACGGGGGUAUACAAUUCAAAUGGGGUGUGGCAGGAGAUGGAUCGUUAGUCUGCUCUGACUCUCCCGAUAUCAUAUCAGAGUCUUGCGGAAAGUCUUGCGCAGCAUUCCCUCCUGGAUGCAUUUUCAUGAGUGGGAAUGGAUUGGUUAGUUUUGUGCAUCCUCUCCACAAAGUUAGAGCAGUCAUUCGAGAAGAAGAUGAUGGCAGUAACGGGAAAGACUGUACUGUUAUGUUCCAAGUAGAUUUGUACACUCGGCUUCCUAGCAUUCCACGUACGGGAAGUGCUUCGAAUUGGGCAGAUGCAACCAAAGUCAUUCAGAGUAGUGCUGAAUAAAGAGAUGGUCGAGAGCGGAAUCAACUAAACGUAAAAGUGUGAGUUCCUGAGAGUUAAUCAAUGUUAGUCAAUUUGCUAGUUCCAGCCAUACUACAAAGCCCAUGGCUUGCACUCUUAUUAUGAAUGUAUGAAGCAUGCCAAAUAUGAAUAAUUUGUACUGGUAUUAUUCAUCGAGCAAUAAACAUAUGUGGGAAA
Messenger RNA from Papaver somniferum (opium poppy), 1151 nucleotides. RefSeq names its product stem-specific protein TSJT1-like. The transcript has 4 exons. The coding region runs from base 165 to 956 and encodes 263 amino acids. NCBI's taxonomy places the organism in Eukaryota, Viridiplantae, Streptophyta, Magnoliopsida, Ranunculales, Papaveraceae. The record is from RefSeq and is a predicted model, not a curated record.